Messenger RNA from Hippopotamus amphibius kiboko, 4884 nucleotides. RefSeq names its product ALK receptor tyrosine kinase (gene ALK). The record is from RefSeq and is a predicted model, not a curated record. The transcript is spliced from 29 exons. Bases 1 to 4872 code for a protein of 1623 amino acids. NCBI's taxonomy places the organism in Eukaryota, Metazoa, Chordata, Mammalia, Artiodactyla, Hippopotamidae. Gene Ontology annotation, molecular function: protein binding; transmembrane receptor protein tyrosine kinase activity; ATP binding. Gene Ontology annotation, cellular component: membrane; signaling receptor complex. Gene Ontology annotation, biological process: regulation of cell population proliferation; cell surface receptor protein tyrosine kinase signaling pathway; multicellular organism development.
AUGGGAGCCAUAGGGCUUGUGUGGCUGCUGUUGCUGCUGCUUUCACCGGCAGCCUCAGGCUCCGGGACCGGAACCGAGACUGGCCAGCGCGUGGGCUCACCGGCCACGGGGUCGGCGCUGCAGCCCCGGGAGCCGCUCAGCUACUCGCGCCUGCAGAGGAAGAGCCUGGCGGUGGACUUUGUGGUGCCCUCGCUCUUUCGCGUCUAUGCCCGGGACCUGCUGCUGCCGCCGCCGUCCCCCUCGGAGCCGAGGGCUGGCCGGCUGGAGGCGCGCGGCUCGCUGGCUCUCGACUGCGCCCCACUGCUUAGGCUGGUGGGGCCGCCGCCCGGAGUCUCCUGGACAGCCGGCUCCAGCUCUCCCGCCCCGGCCCAGGCGCGGGCGCUGUCCAGGGUGCUGAAGGGAGGCUCAGUUCGCAAGCUCCGGCGUGCCAAGCAGCUGGUGCUGGAACUGGGAGAGGAGGCGAUCCUUGAGGGCUGUGUCGGGCCCCCAGAGGAGGCGACUGCGGGGCUGCUUCAGUUCAACCUCACUGAACUGUUCAGCUGGUGGAUUCGCCACGGUGAAGGGCGGCUGAGGAUUCGCCUGAUGCCCGAGAAGAAGGCGUCGGAAGUGGGCAGAGAGGGAAGGCUGUCCGCUGCGAUCCGCGCCUCCCAGCCCCGCCUUCUCUUCCAGAUCUUCGGGACCGGGAUCGGUCAGAGCUCCUUGGAGUCACCAACAAACCUGCCUUCUCUUCUGCCUGAUUCUUUUGCAUGGAAUCUGACCUGGAUAAUGAAAGACUCCUUCCCUUUCCUGUCUCAUCGCAGCCGAUAUGGUCUGGAGUGCAGCUUUGACUUCCCCUGUGAGCUGGAGUAUUCCCCUCCACUGCGCAACCUUGGGAACCAGAGCUGGUCCUGGCGCCGCGUCCCUUCCGCGGAGGCCUCCCAGAUGGACCUGCUGGAUGGGCCUGAGAUGGAGCGUUCCAAGGAGAUGCCCAGAGGCGCCUUCCUCCUCCUCAACACCUCGGCAAACUCCAAGCACACCAUCCUGAGCCCGUGGAUGAGGAGCAGCAGCGAGCACUGCAGGCUGGCCGUCUCGGUACACAGGCACCUGCAGCCCUCUGGGAGGUACGUCGCCCAGCUGCUGCCCCACAAUGAGGCUGGAAGAGAGAUCCUCCUGGUACCCACCCCAGGCAAGCAUGGUUGGACCGUGCUGCAGGGAAGAAUUGGGCGCCCGGAGAACCCGUUCCGAGUGGCCCUGGAAUACAUCUCUAGUGGAAACCGAAGCUUGUCUGCAGUGGACUUCUUUGCCCUGAAGAACUGCAGUGAAGGAACAUCCCCGGGCUCCAAGAUGGCCUUGCAGAGUUCCUUCACCUGCUGGAACGGGACAGUCCUCCAGCUUGGGCAGGCCUGUGACUUCCGUCGGGACUGUGCCCGGGGAGAAGACGAGGGCCAGCUGUGCAGUAAACUCCCUGCUGGCUUUUACUGCAACUUCGAGGAUGGCUUCUGUGGCUGGACCCAAAACCCACUGUCACCCCACAAGCUCCAGUGGCAAGUCAGGACCUUAAAGGAUGCCCGGUUCCAGGACCACCAAGGCCACGCCCUGUUGCUCAGCACCACUGACGCCCCCACCUCUGAAAGUGCUACAGUGACCAGCGCUACGUUUCCCGCACCGAUAAAGAACUCUCCGUGCGAGCUCCGAAUGUCCUGGCUCAUCCGUGGAGUCUUGCAGGGAAACGUCUCCUUGGUGCUGGUGGAGAACAAAACUGGAAAGGAACAAAGCAGAAUGAUCUGGCAUGUUUCCACCAUGGAAGGCUUGAGCCUGUGGCAGUGGACAGUGCUGCCUCUCCUCGAUGUGGCCGACAGGUUCUGGCUGCAGAUUGUUGCGUGGUGGGGACAAGGAUCCAGAGCCACCGUGGCUUUCGACAAUAUCUCCAUCAGCCUGGACUGCUACCUCACCAUCAGUGGGGAGGACAAGAUGCCGCAGGAGACAGCACCCACGUCAAGAAAUCUGUUCGAGGGAAACCCAAACAAGGAGCCAAAACCCUGGGAAAACGCACCAAAAGAGAACACCAUCUUUGACCCUACAGUUCACUGGCUGUUCACCACGUGCGGGGCCAGUGGGCCCCACGGCCCCACGCAGGCCCAGUGCAACAACGCCUACCGGAACUCCAACCUGAGCGUGGUGGUGGGGAGCGAGGGCCCCCUGAAGGGCAUCCAGACCUGGAAGGUGCCAGCCACCGACACCUACAGCAUCUCAGGCUAUGGAGCCGCUGGCGGGAAAGGCGGGAAGAACACCAUGAUGCGGUCCCACGGCGUGUCUGUGCUGGGCAUCUUCAACUUGGAGAAAGACGACACGCUGUACAUCCUGGUCGGGCAGCAGGGGGAAGACGCCUGCCCCAGUACAAACCGAUUAAUCCAGAAAGUCUGCAUUGGAGAGAACAACGUGAUAGAAGAAGAAAUCCGCGUGAACAAAAGCGUGCACGAGUGGGCAGGAGGGGGCGGAGGAGGGGGCGGAGCCACCUACGUAUUUAAGAUGAAGGAUGGCGUGCCAGUGCCCCUGAUCAUCGCGGCUGGCGGUGGCGGCAGGGCCUAUGGGGCCAAGACAGACACGUUCCACCCAGAGAGGCUGGAGAAUAACUCCUCCGUUCUAGGGCUGAACGGCAAUUCCGGAGCCGCAGGUGGUGGAGGCGGCUGGAACGAUAACACUUCCGUGCUCUGGUCUGGGAAAUCGUUGCUGGAAGGCGCCGCCGGAGGACAUUCCUGCCCCCAGGCCGUGAAGAAGUGGGGGUGGGAGACAAGAGGGGGUUUCGGAGGGGGUGGCGGGGGGUGCUCCUCAGGUGGAGGAGGCGGAGGAUACAUAGGUGGCAACGCAGCCUCAAACAAUGACCCCGAGAUGGACGGGGAAGAUGGGGUCUCCUUCAUCAAUCCGCUGGGCAUCCUGUACACCCCGGCUUUAAAAGUGAUGGAGGGCCACGGGGAAGUGAAUAUUAAGCAUUACCUAAACUGCAGCCACUGUGAGGUAGACGAGUGCCACGUGGACCCCGAGAGCCACAAGGUCAUCUGUUUCUGCGACCACGGGACAGUGCUGGCCGAGGACGGCGUCUCCUGCAUCGUGUCGCCCACCCCGGAGCCCCACCUGCCACUCUCGCUGAUCCUCUCCGUCGUGACGUCGGCCCUCGUGGCCGCCCUCGUGCUGGCUUUCUCCGGCAUCAUGAUCGUGUACCGCCGGAAGCACCAAGAGCUGCAAGCCAUGCAGAUGGAGCUGCAGAGCCCCGAGUACAAGCUGAGCAAGCUCCGCACCUCCACCAUCAUGACCGACUACAACCCCAACUACUGUUUUGCCGGCAAGACCUCCUCCAUCGGCGACCUGAAGGAGGUGCCACGGAAAAACAUCACCCUCACCCGGGGUCUGGGCCACGGUGCAUUUGGGGAGGUGUAUGAAGGUCAGGUGUCUGGAAUGCCCAACGACCCGAGCCCCCUGCAAGUGGCUGUAAAGACGCUGCCCGAGGUGUGUUCUGAACAGGACGAACUGGAUUUCCUCAUGGAAGCCCUGAUCAUCAGCAAAUUCAACCACCAGAACAUUGUGCGCUGUAUCGGGGUGAGCCUGCAAGCCCUGCCCCGAUUUAUCCUGCUGGAGCUCAUGGCAGGAGGAGACCUCAAGUCCUUCCUCCGGGAGACCCGCCCUCGCCCGAAUCAGCCCUCUUCCCUGGCCAUGCUGGACCUCCUGCACGUGGCUCGGGACAUCGCCUGUGGCUGUCAGUAUCUAGAGGAAAAUCACUUCAUCCACCGGGACAUUGCUGCCAGGAACUGCCUCUUGACCUGUCCAGGCCCUGGAAGAGUGGCCAAGAUUGGAGACUUUGGAAUGGCCCGUGACAUCUACAGAGCGAGCUACUACCGAAAAGGAGGCUGUGCGAUGCUGCCGGUGAAAUGGAUGCCCCCGGAGGCCUUCAUGGAAGGAAUAUUUACUUCUAAAACAGACACGUGGUCCUUCGGAGUGCUGCUGUGGGAAAUCUUCUCUCUUGGAUACAUGCCAUACCCUAGCAAAAGCAACCAGGAAGUUCUGGAGUUUGUCACCAGUGGAGGACGGAUGGACCCACCUAAGAACUGCCCCGGGCCUGUAUACCGGAUAAUGACCCAGUGCUGGCAACAUCAGCCUGAAGACAGGCCCAACUUUGCCAUCAUUUUGGAGAGGAUUGAAUACUGCACCCAGGACCCGGAUGUGAUCAACACGGCUCUGCCCAUAGAAUACGGGCCCCUCGUGGAGGAGGAAGAGAAGGUGCCCAUGAGGCCCAAGGACCCUGAGGGCAUCCCUCCGCUGCUGGUCUCCGCUCCCCAGGCCCGGCGGGAGGAGGGCCGCGAGCCGGCCGCCGCCGCCGCCCUGCCUCCCGCUGCUCCCUCGGCCAAAGCCGGCAAGAAGCCCGCGGCUGCGGAGGCCUCUGUCCGCGGCGCCAGGGCGCCGGCCGCGGAGGGCGGACACGUGAACAUGGCCUUCUCCCAGUCCAACCCGCCCUCGGAGCUGCACCACGUCCAAGGGGCCAGAAACAAGCCCACCAGCCUGUGGAACCCCACCUACGGCUCCUGGUUCACAGAGAAGCCCACCAAAAAGAACACGCCCCCGGCCAAGGAGGAGCAGCGCGAGAGGGGGAACCCGGGCGGCGAGGGCGGCCGCGCCGUCCCAGCCCCCGCGGCCGCCGCCCGCCGCCCGGCCGCCUCGCUGCUGCUGGAGCCGUCGGCGCUGAGCGCCAGCCUGAGGGACGUGCCGCUGUUCCGGCUGCGCCACUUCCCCUGCGGCACCGUCAACUACGGCUACCAGCAGCAGGGCUUCCCCCCGGAGGCCGCCGCCCCGGGCCCGGGCCGCUACGAGGACCCCGCGCCCAAGGGCCAGCCUGCGCCCUGAGCCCGGCCCCGG